This is a messenger RNA of Lathyrus oleraceus (garden pea), 1009 nucleotides long. RefSeq lists its product as uncharacterized. The transcript has 7 exons. The record is from RefSeq and is a predicted model, not a curated record. Bases 242 to 724 code for a protein of 160 amino acids. NCBI's taxonomy places the organism in Eukaryota, Viridiplantae, Streptophyta, Magnoliopsida, Fabales, Fabaceae.
GUUUCUCUGUCUAUUUUUAUUUUAUUUUUUAAAUUCUUCAUUAUAUCGGAUGCGUAACUCCGUUACGGCAACUACACGCGCCGUGUCGUUCUCGUGAAAUGCAUCUGGCAUCACUGUACACCGCCGCGAUCGCGCCACCAUUGGCCGCGAUUCAGUACCUAGCUAGUAACUGUCUUCCCUGUGCUUCUAUAUAAAGAAGAAAAAGAAGCAUCUUUGCAGAAAGGAUUCCCAGAAAGCAACCAUGGAUGUUGAUUCACAGCCAACUAUGGAGGAAACUAUUUUGGUUGGUGAUGAUCUAAUGAUGGGUCCUCCAUCACCAAUAGUACCGCCGGAAAUAGCUUCGCAUGUGCUCCAAGGUGUUGAUCUAUGUGAUGGGAUUCUGAGGAAUCUAUUUUUGUGCUUGCAAAUCAAUGACAUUGAACCAUUCUGUCAAGACGAGAUUGCUCUAUAUAAACAAUGUGCUGAAAGAAGGGAUAAGGAGAUAAGAAAUCGGCUUCAAGAUAGUGAAUUCAAAUUGGGUUCAUCAUUGCCUUUAGAUGCAGCGAAGGAGAGGACUACUCAGCUUGAGGGAGAAGUUACAUCAUUGGAGAGGCGCUCAAUUCUUGCUAGUGGAGUUGAGGGCAUUGAAGGUUUCCGCCAAAGAUGGAGCUUGCAUGGCCGCCUUACGGAUUCUAAAAAAAGGUUGGAAUUUUUAAAGCGGGGCAUAGUUGGAAGAAAAGCAUGAAUCCAUAUUAAAAUUUGGUACUUGAGGAGAAGGUUAUACCUGCAUCAGGAGCCGAACAAUGUUUAUCUUCCACUCCAUAUUAAAAUUACAGAUGUUCUUUUGCUUUUUAAUAGUCAUUUUUAUGAUAUACUAGUAUCUGUAAUAUCUAAUAUGUAUUAGAGUUAUUCUCAAAUAAAGAGAGUAUCAUAUUCAUCCAAGUGUUUUUGACCAAAGCCAUCUUGUGUUCAAAGGUGUAAGUGAACUAUUUAUUUUAAAUGUAAAUUAAAUAAUAUCAUUCAUGAAUAA